CAGUCGUUUCACCUUUCGUCUCUCUUACAUAGGACGAGCCGCUCACUGAUCUUCUCAGACACUCCGGCAAGGGACUUAAUUACAGUAACAUUUGUUCUUGCCUCAAACCAUUUGUACACUUGAUAUAUUUCAGUGGCUCACCGUAACUACUCAAUAUAAUGAGGUUCCUUUAUUGACUUUGUCUGAUGACAUACUCGAAGGCCAGCUGUAGACAUUGGUGGCCCACAUAUGUAGGGGGAUAAUAAAAAAGUCUUGCUGCAAUGUUGCCUUCUCCGCUCCUCCUCGCCCGAUCUGUCAGGCUGCUGCCAGGCCCGAGUUGGAGGCAAGGCUGUCUCCGGUGCGCAUGCAGGAACAUCUCAGUGAAACCAGGAGGUUUGAAACCCCAACAGUACCCCCCUCGUUACCUGGGCCAGCCCAGUCCCUUCACCCACCCCCACCUCCUCAAACAUGGGGAGGUGACCCCUGGGCUGACCCAGCUGGAGUACGAGCUGCGCCGGCUGAAGCUAGCCUCCCUGGUGGAGGCGCAGGCGGAGCGGCUGGGGCCGGCCGCGCCCUCGGACUCCCACGUGGUGGUGCUGCUGUCCCACCCCACCCGCUACAUGACCAACGACAUCCCCUACCCCUUCCACCAGAACCAGGACUUCCUCUACCUCACGGGGGUCCUAGAGGCGGACAGCGCGCUGGUUCUGCACGGGACGGGCCGCCCGGACCAGGCCAUCCUCUUCGUGCCGCGCCGGGACCCCGCGCGGGAGCUGUGGGACGGGGCGCGGUCGGGGAAGGACGGAGCGGCGGCGCUGACCGGCAUCGAGAGGGUCCACUGCACCGAGGAGCUGGGCCUGGUGCUCCGGAGCCUCAAGGGCUCUUCUCUCUGGUACGACAGCUCCAAGCCGUCCCACCCCCAGCUCCACCAGACCCACCUGCGCCCCCUGCUGGAGGCGGGCCCCACGCCGCGCCCCGUCCGGCCCCUGACCCAGACGCUGCGGGCCCUCAAGAGCCCGGCGGAGGUGGCCCUCAUGCAGGAGGCCGGUCGCAUCACUGCCCAGGCAUUCAGGAAGACCAUGGCCAUGACACGGGGGCAGGUGGAUGAAGCCCUGAUCUUCGCUAAGUUUGAUUUUGAGAAUCGCGUCCAUGGGGCCAACUUCCUGGCGUACCCCCCUGUGAUCGCUGGAGGGAACCGCGCCAACACCCUGCACUACAUCAACAACAACCAGCUGAUCAAGGACGGUGAGAUGGUGCUCCUGGACGGAGGCUGUGAAUACUUCGGCUACGUCAGCGACAUCACCCGCACAUGGCCCGUGAACGGCCGGUUCUCGGGCCCCCAGGCGGAGCUCUACGAGGCGGUGCUGGAGGUCCAGCUGGCCUGUCUGUCCAUGUGCUCCCCCGGCGUGAGCCUGGACCACAUCUACAGCUCCAUGCUGUCCCUGCUGGGGGCGCAGCUGCGACGGCUGGGCGUGGCCAAGGCCUCCGCCAGCGAGGUGGAGCUGCUGAAGGUCGCCCGGCACUACUGCCCCCACCACGUGGGCCACUACCUGGGCAUGGACGUCCACGACACCCCCGAGCUGUCCCGCUCCCGCGCCCUGCAGCCUGGGAUGGCCAUCACCAUAGAGCCAGGCCUGUACAUCGCCGAGGACGACCGCCGGGCCCCCGAGCGGUUCCGCGGGCUGGGGGUCCGCAUCGAGGACGACGUGGUGGUCCGGGACACGGGGGGGCCCCUCAUCCUCUCCGCCGACGCCCCCAAGACCCUGGCGGACGUGGAGAGGGCCUGCGCCCAGCGCUAGGGGGGCCGAGGGGUCCCGGGGCCCCCCACCAGAGUGCACGUUGUCUCUAAAGUGUGUUCCGACGAAGUCUUCACGUGCUUGUGUUGGUGUUUGUUUUCUUUGGGGCGCAGAGAAAAACGCACUGAAGUGUCCACGUCUGGAACUCAAAGUAUAUUUUAUGGGAAAUGCGAUUAUUUAAAUUUUACAUUAAAUGAAACAGGUUUGUUAAACCUCAUGGAGUGGUGUCUCCAGGGGGGAUGGUGUUGUUAAUUUGCUUGAAUUCAAAAUGUCGGUUAACAUUGUUGUGAUGAUGGGGAUGAAGAGCUGGUCCUAAAGUUGAAGCCACCAGUAUUAUCUCAGCCCUACACUGGCCUCGACACCAUAUCCGCUACGAAGUCUACCUCCCUCGUUGAAAGGCGGUUUGGUAUCAAAUUCUAUGAAACAUCAAAUGAAAUGCCGUGAUUGUGCCCAUCGUGUCUACCCUUGCGUAGUCUCGUGUUUAGCCCGUGUGGCUCACCAAAGUGGCAUUGAUUGAACUAAAUCGCAGUUUUAAUAUAAAUGUAUCCCACUGUUUCGUGGCGUCCUAAAAAUAAUUGAUCAAUCCGUGGGACGUAAAACGGACCAUUAAGCGCAAAUAAUGAACAAUGGUAAUAUAGUGGUGCUAUUUAUUCUUUUUUUUGUUACAUUAAAAUGACAAGUGUAAACCAUUCGAUUUCAGCAAACGAAGCCUUUAAUGUUCAGAAGCACGUUGGGAAACAGCCUUUAAUUCAUGCCCGGUUUUGGUGGAGAUGGUGGUGAUCGUGGAGGCUGUGCACCGCGUCCACUGGGCGCUCUCUGAUUAACUUAAUGGUGACAUGUAGCCUACGACGCUCUUUGAUUUGAGUUUUAAUUGUGACAUGUUCGUCGUGCGGCUGAGCCGCUCUCUGAUGGAGCGCGACUGUCCCCUACAGAGCACCGCGUUACAAGCAGCACUCCGAGAGAACACGAAAGUGUUCCGGGCGAUCCCGAGUCCCCCACCCACCCCCCCACACGCCUAAUGUUGCUGUACCUCCAACCCUCCCCCCGUAUCAGAGGAGCAGAAACAACAAGCCGCCAUUUUGUUUGUGCGGACGGACCGUAAGAAACGGGAGACGCCGAGAGAAGAGAAGAGACCACAGCCGCGAACCGCCGGGCACACACGGGCGACAUCGUGUCUUGGCGUUAAAUGCGAACGUAGAUCGCACGAACAAAAGACGAGACGCGAGCGAAAAGGGAUCGGCGACCGAAGAAGGAAACAGCGGAUCCAGGGAAGGAGCGGAGAGGAGGAGAGGCGGAAGAGGGACAGAUACCACCGCGAAGGAAAACCUGCGAAGGAGAAAAUGAACGUGAAACCUCAUUAUGUGUCCAUUGCGAAGCCAGGAAACCGCACGCAUAGACCGGUGUACAGCUAGAUGUCCCCCGGGCUCCAGGGAUCGGUGGAAAGAGGGAAGACGGGCUUGAAGAAAAGGGGAAUCUGUUGGGAUAAACGCGAAGGGGGGCAUUCUCCAUCACAAAGAGUCAAUGAAAGGAUUUUUUGAACCCACAAUAUUUGGGGUGCAAGGAUGAUCUCUUCUUGCACAUCCACUGUUUUUCACUUCUAAAGAAGCCAUAUUUUGUGCCCGACGUUUUAUUGAAUUUUUGCCUAAGGUCGCAUUUGCUUGUUUUCUGGAGUCUUAUUUUUCAAUUUGCCUUUCGUGCAUGAUUAUACGCAGUGAGUGACAGUUAAAAAUUGCAGUAGUUAUAACCAUGCUAUUUUUCAAUCUGAGAAGCUUGCCAGUGUUUUCUUUGGUUGAAAUCGAGGCUCCAUCUCUUUAGAAGUAACCCCCUGGAACCUCGCCUGCAAAAUAAAACCAAUUGGAUCCUU
Messenger RNA from Gadus chalcogrammus (walleye pollock), 3639 nucleotides. RefSeq names its product X-prolyl aminopeptidase 3, mitochondrial (gene xpnpep3). Gene Ontology annotation, cellular component: mitochondrion. The transcript has 11 exons. Bases 261 to 1778 code for a protein of 505 amino acids. Gene Ontology annotation, molecular function: metalloaminopeptidase activity; manganese ion binding. Lineage: Eukaryota; Metazoa; Chordata; Actinopteri; Gadiformes; Gadidae. The record is from RefSeq and is a predicted model, not a curated record.